Messenger RNA from Daphnia magna, 1279 nucleotides. Its product is annotated as GDP-fucose protein O-fucosyltransferase 1. Bases 62 to 1204 code for a protein of 380 amino acids. The transcript is spliced from 6 exons. Gene Ontology annotation, biological process: Notch signaling pathway; protein O-linked glycosylation via fucose. NCBI's taxonomy places the organism in Eukaryota, Metazoa, Arthropoda, Branchiopoda, Diplostraca, Daphniidae. Gene Ontology annotation, molecular function: peptide-O-fucosyltransferase activity. The record is from RefSeq and is a predicted model, not a curated record.
AUCUAUCAUAUGUCUGUCAGUAACGUUUGAAAUUUCAGAAGUAACAUUAAAGGGUACUAGCAUGAUGUUAAAAUUACUUAUUCCCGUUCUUUUCUCUGUAUCAAUAUUCGCAGAUGUGGACAUAGAUCAGAAUGGAUAUAUUCUCUACUGCCCCUGCAUGGGAAGGUUUGGUAACCAAGCUGACCACUUUCUUGGGUCACUUGCAUUUGCCAAAGCCCUUAAUAGAACACUUGCUCUCCCACCAUGGGUAGAAUAUAGGUUUGGGGAACCUAAAUCAGUCCAAGUUCCAUUUUCUCAUUAUUUUCAAUUGGAACCUCUUUUGAAGUUCCAUCGUGUUGUUACCAUGGAAGAAUUCAUGGAAAACAUUGCUCCUAAAGUCUGGCCUCCAGAGAAACGAACAGCAUUCUGCUACAUGGCUAGAGGCCAGGGUACAGACUGCAAUGCCAAGGAAGGAAACCCCUUUGGCCCCUUUUGGGAUACUUUCAAUGUAGAUUUUGUUCAGUCUGAGUUCUAUGGACCACUAAACUAUGAUGUACAUCAUCAAGACAUGGCUAGAAAAUGGAACAAUAGAUACCCACCACAAAAAUCGCCUGUGCUGGCAUUUACCGGAGCUCCAGCUAGCUUUCCCGUUCAGAUAGAAAACAAGGACUUGCAAAAAUUUCUUGUUUGGACUCCGCGCAUAGUCAACCGAGCAAUAGAUUUCAUCCGUAAUGUACUUCCAAUCGGAUCAUUUGUUGGAAUCCAUUUGCGAAAUGGCGUUGACUGGACAAGAGCUUGUGAGCACCUAGAGCACAGCCCGAACUUGUUUUCUGCACCUCAGUGUUUGGGUUACCGCAACGAGUUUGGCAUUGCGUCGCAAGAUAUGUGCUUUCCGACACCCGACGCAAUAGCAAAACAAGUAAAAUUCGCCGUCAAGGAGUACCAUGCGAAGUCAGUGUUUGUCUCUUCCGACAACGACCAUCUCAUUCCUUUUUUGACCAAAGCUUUGAAGCGAAUGGAGGUGACGGUGCACAAAUUAGCCAAUCCGGAGCCUCACGUUGAUCUCGCCAUUUUGGGUCGAGCAAAUUAUUUCAUUGGUAAUUGCAUUUCGUCGUUCACGGCAUUUGCCAAACGUGAGCGAGAUGCCAAUGGUUUGCCGUCUGGCUUUUGGGGGUUUCCUUCUAACAGAGUAAGUGCAACCAAACAGAAGCAUGAAGAGUUGUAGAAGACAUGGUGAACAAAACCGAAAUAAUCUCGUGUGUAUGAACUUUAAAGUGAUUAUAACUGUUUACAAUUUUGA